Messenger RNA from Phyllostomus discolor (pale spear-nosed bat), 554 nucleotides. Its product is annotated as keratin-associated protein 8-1. Lineage: Eukaryota; Metazoa; Chordata; Mammalia; Chiroptera; Phyllostomidae. The transcript has a single exon. The record is from RefSeq and is a predicted model, not a curated record. The coding region runs from base 59 to 253 and encodes 64 amino acids.
ACCACAGGCCGCCUCCGCUCCCGCACCUGCCUCCGCGUCCACACCUGCUCUCUGCGCCAUGUACUGCAGCAGCUUCACCGGGGCCGCCUUCCCGGGCUGCUACUGGGGCAGCUGCGGCUACCCCCUGGGCUACAGCGUGGGCUGCGGCUACGGCAGCACCUACGCCCCCGUGGGCUACGGCUGCGGCUACGGCUACGGCGGCUGCGGCGGGGCCCUCAGCUACCGGAGGUGCUGGCCCUACGCGCUCCACUGAGGGCUGCGCCCCGAGGAAGAGGGCAGACCCCGUCCCUGCCUCGGGCCUCGCCUGCUCCCCACCUGCGCCCCGCCAGCUCAGCGACUGCGUGUCAGGCCUCGCCCCAGGGUCCCCGGGAAGGACAUGAAACCCACAAGCCGCCCUCUGCCGCCUGCCCUGGGCGACGGCUGUCGGGACACCUUCGGAAACCUGACGUCGUCCGCUCGUGCACCACUUUGGGGUUUUCCCCGUCCUCGCGGCCCCUCACGGCCCUUGCCGCGGCCAAGCAGCGGCUGUGCCUGCCCAACUCCCAAUAAACUUG